AGAUAUAACUAAUAAUUUUUGUGUUCAAUUAUUACAAUUCCGGAUUAGAGUUCAUUGGAUACGUGUUACUUCAUCGACAAUUACUUCUCAGAGCACCCCAUCACAAAAUCAUAAAAUGGCGGCUAACAUUUAA
Racocetra persica is the source of this 133-nucleotide messenger RNA. The record is from the annotation of a GenBank genome assembly. NCBI's taxonomy places the organism in Eukaryota, Fungi, Glomeromycota, Glomeromycetes, Diversisporales, Gigasporaceae.